CUUGACAUCUCCAACGCCGCCCAUCAACCAACAAACAACACUCCAUAAUACUCUUUUGGUUUUCAGGGAAACAUCCUCAGCCGGUGUACUGAUUGAUUACACAGACAUCUAACCUCCUGAAGUAUGCAGUCAUCGUUUCAAAGAUUGGCCACUCUUUGUGACUGACUUACUGGCUCCUGACUGACCCUGGCAUAUUUGGGCUUCAUGUCACUGCUCCAUGGAAAAGUCAACAUCAUGAGACGACGAACAGUUUGCGGCACCCGUCGAACGGGAACCUGAUUCGCAGGUUCCUCUGAUCCACACAGAAAUAGACGAACACAGUCCAACGACUCAAGCGGGCUUGGUGACAGCUUAACGGCACCGCUCAACUCUCUCUCCCCUGCACUCUCGUAUGGUCCACUCGACAAUUUCCAAUGCGUUGGCGCCUUACGUCGUCCUUGUCGCAUUGCUCCAACUGCUCCAACCCUUCUCUCGCGCACGCGACUUGAUUGGCAAGCCCUCAGUCGUUUCGUCUGCGCCGAUGUCCAGUUGGCACCAGUCCCGCACCCAAAAUGGAUGUGAAAUGCAUUCGCGCCUCCAGUGACAAGGGGACCUGUCUCUCAGAGUCUGUCUGCCAGCGCGGGAUGCGACAGACAAGGGGAGGGGUGCUCUGCAGCCUCUGCUCUGUCUGUCGCUCGUCAGGGCGGCCGACCUGCCCUGUCCUGCCGGUCCAGAGGGACGACUUACCUCAUUCAGGCCAUAGGAACAAGCUGCCGCAGUAGCAGCAAGACUGGCACCUUUUUUUGUGCCGCCUAGAUGUCAGACGGGUACUAAGCUGACCUGCUCUUCGAGAAAUGCUCUCCUCCAACACCAUCCGACCUCCCAGCGCGUGCUGGAGGAGGAAACGAGGACGGCAGUAGGUCGUCAUGGGGCAGUGUGUUUCGAGCGCCACCUCCGGCGCCGAGAACAGCAGCAGCAGCAGCAGCAACGCCAAUAAUAACAACCUCGGCAAACCCAGCCCUCGCUGUCAGGCUUCUGGUUGCCAGAGAGCUUGCGAUCCAGGGCCCAGGUCGCGAUACUGCACUCAACAUGCUGUGUGUAGACGACAGGGAUGUACAAGGCCGCGAUACCGCAAGGGCCCAUACUGUCAAGAGCAUUUAGAUACGUGUCGGGUGUCCAGGUGUGCCAACGACCAGGUCAGAGUUCACGAUGCUCGCUUCACCAAUUAUCUUUGUUGGGACCACCAGCCUGUCGAAACUCGCGAGGCCUGGUUCAACGGGACCCUCUUUUCAAACCACGAAGCAUCCAGGGCAGGUGCUCCCAAUCAUCAACAGCAGCAGCGCGCCCGACGACGUCGUUCGCGCCAGAACACCAAUCCCGCAUUGGCCGAGGCCGCUCCAGAACCAGUGCAUGAGCCUCGAGAGCACAUUUCCGAGGCCUCCUCGUCCGACGUCGAUGACGAUGACGAUGCCUCGAGCGUGGGCCGCCGGCUGUCUACGAUAGAAGAGACCGACAAAGCCGACACUGCGGUCUGCUUGAACAGGGCGCCGCGAGAUAUCUCUCUAGAAGUAGAGCCAGGAACGCCAACCGCUCGUCGCAGUCAAAAGACGGUGCAUUUCGCCGAGUCUCCCCCCCGGGUGUCCUUCCCGGAGAAGCACCACGGUGCGACGGCAUCCGUCCGGGCUGCCGACCCUGUACAGUCUCCCUCGGCAACCCGCCUCCGAUCUUCCCGUCACCGGCGCAGCGUUGACGGUCGACACGCAACACGCUCGUCUCCCAAGACUUCGAGCAGCGCCGUCGCCCCAGUGGUGCAUAACCGCGAGAAGCGUAGGAGCACCGGCAGCACCCCCAAGUCAGCCGACGCCAAGCGAGCACCGAGACCAAGGUCCAGCCCUUGAAGACAGACAAGCAAACCGGCCCCUGCAAACAAGGCUUUGACGUGGCGUCCAACGAGUCUCAUGGCCAGUCUGUCGUCAGAUAACUCAGCUGCGGCUACCUAUCGUUCUGGGACCAUCACGCUGCUUGUUAUCGCUUUUCUGCAGGGAGCCCUCUCCUGUUUCUUUUGGAAGUGG
Messenger RNA from Colletotrichum destructivum, 2051 nucleotides. RefSeq lists its product as uncharacterized. The transcript is spliced from 2 exons. Lineage: Eukaryota; Fungi; Ascomycota; Sordariomycetes; Glomerellales; Glomerellaceae. Bases 906 to 1877 code for a protein of 323 amino acids. The record is from RefSeq and is a predicted model, not a curated record.